AUGAGUAUGAGACGAGUUGAGACGCUCUAUGAGGUUUUGGGAACACAUCCUAAUGCUUCUGCUGCUGAACUCAAAGCAGCCUUCAAGCGGCAAGCACUUGCUCUGCAUCCUGACAAAGGAGGGUCAAAGGAGGCCUUCCAGCAAGCUCUGAGGGCAUUCGAGGUGCUUUCAGAUGAUGCCAGCAGGGCAGAGUAUCACAAGAGCUUGCUCCAGGCCAAAGGCUCAAAGCGGCCCAGACAGGAGUCCGCAAGAGGCCGAACAGCAAAAAGGCGGAAGACAGAGGCGGGUGCAAAGCCGAGUCGGCCAACGAAGCAAGGCAAAUGCCCAGAGAGAGGCCCUCGCGCGACCGGCGCCGGCCGGGCCCACCGGGCGAAAGCCAGCUUUCGCUUGCAAAGCCUGGCACGGGUCAAGGGCCAGGAGGACCAGCUGCUGCAGCGGGUCUUCACCUUGCUGCAGAAGCUGACGGCCGUGCGGCGCAGGCAACUGCUGCAGGAAGGCUUCACCCAGGCGCAGCGCAAAGCCCUGGAGACCUGGGCCUUGACGCAGUCCCCGCGCCCGAAGGCUCCCAAGCCGCGCCCGGCGCCCAGGGCGCCGGGGCCAAAGCGCCGCGCGGCGCCGAGCACCGCGCCCGGCGCCGGGCCGCGGAACUCCGCGACGCGGGGCAUCGCGUCCUUCCACCGCAACGGCCAGGUCUACCAUCAGGUGAGCGUUUGCGUGCAGACGCUUUGCAUGACGGCGCGCAAAGUCAAGGAUUUGAGCAAAGCCCUUGACAUCUUGAUGAUUUUGAUGGAGAUCAAGCAGCAGGUGAAACGCAUGGAUGCGCCGGACGCCUUCGUGCAGGGCAUGACCAACUCAGUGCCCACGAUCUUACGCGAGCACGAGGUGACGGCGGAGGAGCUCGGGCUUCGCUUCCAGGUGAUGAUGGGCAUGCGCUUUUGGGUGCGGCCUCCGCUGCACACGCCGCAAGAGGCGCGGGUGGAGGAUGCCCUGCGAGCGUGGUACCGCCUCACCAGCUUCCGGUCCCCCAUGGGGCAAGGAGGGCCCGGGGCUUUGCCCGGAUGGAUCUCAACGAGCUUCAGGAGAGGUGGCACACCUUCAGGGGGGUGUAUCUGGACAUUUUGGAGGAAGCAGGCCGCUGCCGAGCUGCCAAUGGGAGACGCUUGGAUUCCUUGGAAGAGGCUGCCAGACCCCUCCGCGAAAGGCGCAUGGAGCGCUGGAAUCGGCUGGCAAUGUCACAAGAAGACCAGCCUCGUCACAGAAGCAAGAAAGACGCCCAAUCCUUUGAGAGGGCGCAGCGCGCCAGUGCGCGUGGAGCGCGCCAUGCGCAGCAUGGCUGCGGAAGUGUGGCUUCUGGCGGAGGCAAGCGGAGCACUGCAAAGCCGCGCGGAGCCAAUGCCUCCAAGGCUUCGCAAGUGGUCCACGCCCGUCUGCUUCGGCUUCUUGCGCGUUGGGAUCGUGUCCAUCACAAGACUUUGA
This is a messenger RNA of Effrenium voratum, 1476 nucleotides long. Lineage: Eukaryota; Dinophyceae; Suessiales; Symbiodiniaceae. The record is from the annotation of a GenBank genome assembly.